This is a messenger RNA of Galleria mellonella (greater wax moth), 2471 nucleotides long. RefSeq names its product putative Dol-P-Glc:Glc(2)Man(9)GlcNAc(2)-PP-Dol alpha-1,2-glucosyltransferase. Gene Ontology annotation, cellular component: endoplasmic reticulum. Lineage: Eukaryota; Metazoa; Arthropoda; Insecta; Lepidoptera; Pyralidae. The transcript has 2 exons. Gene Ontology annotation, biological process: dolichol-linked oligosaccharide biosynthetic process; protein N-linked glycosylation. The record is from RefSeq and is a predicted model, not a curated record. Bases 211 to 1644 code for a protein of 477 amino acids. Gene Ontology annotation, molecular function: dolichyl pyrophosphate Glc2Man9GlcNAc2 alpha-1,2-glucosyltransferase activity.
UCAAAAAUCGCGCCAUUCGUCUUUUUUGUUAUCAGAAAAUGGUCAUCUUUUAUCAUUCGGCACUUUUUUUAACAGUAUUUAUAUGGGAAGUACGCUAAUUUAUCAGGAAAUUUUAACAUAAAACAUUACUUGAGAAUAGUUUACACGUGUCAGAUUUAAGGUUUUGCAGCCAUUGUGGAUGUUGACAACAAAUUUUAAACACCAGUAAUAAUGAAGUCAAGCCCAAAAUACUACUUGAUCCUCUUCCUCACCGUAGCUGCAUACUUUGGCGUGUCAAAAUUCAUCUUCGACAAGGUCUAUGGAACGAUACAUAUCGUAAUAGAUGAAUUGUUCCACAUACCACAGGGCUUGGCGUACUGUGAACGUAACUUCACGUACUGGAACCCAAAGAUCACCACAUUGCCGGGCCUUUACCUCGUCUCAGCUGCAGUUUUGGGCUCGCAUUUCCAAUGCAAUACAUACAAUUUACGUUUCAUCAAUUUAAUCGCGUCGUGUAUUAAUUUAAUUCUGUUUGCAUCCAUUUUGAAAUUCGUUUAUGGCAACACCAGUUAUGUGAAAACGGUGUGGCAAGCUUUAAAUUUGGCUCUACUGCCGCCGUUGUAUUUUUUUUCGCACGUCUAUUACACCGAUACACUAUCUCUGACUUUCCUGUUAGUUUUCUCUGGCUUCGUUAACAAGUUUAAACUGUUGAACUUUAUAUUUGGAUUAUGCAGUGUGGUUAUGAGGCAGACGAACGUUGUUUGGGUGGCUAUGAUAUUUGGCCAUAAACUUUUAUAUAUUUUCAUAAAGAGCUCGAGAGUGUUUGGUAAUCAGUACUUGACUAAAGCGAAGUUGAGCCGCCAGUCGUUGAUCGCGAAAGAUUUGGACGCGUCGAAACUGAAACGUUACUAUGGUAUUUCGGACUUGUUCAACGCCUUAUUCUACCAUAUAACCACUUGUUUCGUAACAUUUUUCAAGUUUAUAACCCUUCAAGACUUUCUCGAUCUAUUCCUGCAUAGUAUAACAUUGAUAUCCUUCCUUGCAUUCGUUUAUAUCAACGGUUCCAUAGUGGUAGGCGAUAAGGGAGCACACGAAGCGGCCCUGCAUCUACCACAGUUGUUUUAUUUCCUAAUUUUCUACGCAGUAUUCGCAUUACCAUACGUUUUGGUUAAACUGCGUACGACUCUAAGUUUAAUAUUUAGCAAUAAAAUUAAAGUUGUUUUUAUUUGUAUAUUAUUUGUAGGCAUAGUACAUUUUAAUACAAUAGUGCACCCAUAUUUGUUAGCGGACAAUCGUCAUUUUACGUUCUACAUUUGGAAUCGAUGGUACGGCAAGUAUGAUUUCGCCAUUUACGCAUCUGUACCUAUCUAUGUGUUCUUACUAUUCAGCCUUUAUGAUAAUUUAAGACAACAGAAUUGCAUAUCGUUCCUAAUGCCCUACACUGUAUGCUUGUUUCUAGUGUUGGCCCUACAGAAAAUGCUUGAAGUUAGGUAUUUUAUAGUUCCAUACAUAGUGUUGAGGUUGCGUUUCGUGAGGCCGUCCUUUAAAAUUAUUUUAUUCGAAUUCGUUUGGUAUUUAACGUUGAAUUGCGCUGCGUUUUAUGUGUUCUUCAAUAAAGACGUUGUAUGGAAGGAUUUUGAUUAUUCCCAGAGGAUAAUUUGGUAGUUUUAAUUGUAUGUAUGUAAGGUUGGGUAAUGUACAGGGUGUAAGGGACACAUUGGCAAAAACAGAAACCAUUAGUUCAGACAGAUAUUUUUUUUUUAUUAAAAAAAUAAUGUAAUCUAUGCUAUUAUAUCAUAAUAUAUAGAAAUAAUAUGUAUUUUUAUAGUGAAAUACCAAAAAAUAGCAAUUUAUCUAAUAUACGUAUUAAAAUGCUACCGCGACGCGCACAGUCAGCUGUACGAGGUGAACGCCACGAGCGUACGACACUACGUACUAGGAGGCGGCACUGACCGCUGACCGCUGACCGCUGACCGCGCGCUGUACGCACGAGUAUCGCGCCUCGCGGCCAUCGUAAUAUUGCAAAUACAUUGCGCGGCGUCGACACUGAGUAUCGCUAAUUAUACGGCUGCGGUGCAUUACCGGCGGGAGAACAAUAUGCCAUCUGAUUCACAUGUUUUUCGCCAACCUGUCCCUUUCCGCCUUUAUAGCAAUAUCUAUAUAUCGUAGUUAAAAUAUCUAUACAUAUAUUGGCCCAAUAACAGAUAGAUUAUCGGGCAUCCAAUAUAUAAUAUCGAAAAGAAGUACCCGCUCGUAAUGAAUAUAUAUAUCCGACUGGUAUGAACGAUAUCGCAACGUGUUGCCAUCAAUGGCCAGAAGAACUCGAUAUAUAGAUAUUGGAUAUUACUUGUCCCUAUAUGUAUGGCAUGUUACAACUGGGUGACGCCCGUUUUGAAUGCCGUUAAGAAUUUGCUAAUGUAUUUAAGUUUACUUGUCUGAACCUAAUCCCUUUAUUCAUAAAAACGUCAAAUCAUAAACCUAUUUUAGAUAUU